AAUGAAAGCAAUAUAAAAUAGUUACUUUACAAAAAUAAUGAGAUACCAUAGUAUUAAAACAAAACUAUAAAUACAAACUGGCGUUCAUUGAUGUAGCAGGCCAAAUAGAAUUUUUGUGUACGUCUUAUUGUGACGUGGGUGCACGUAGCAAAACCUGGAUCGCAAUCUCAUACAUAUGUUGGCCCAUUUUUGGAGAGGACAACCCUAGAUCGUGUUUUUAUUUUAUUUACCUGUUGUUGCUUGUUUAUUUGUGCAAUGCAACAUUAACAUUUCUCAAAUAGCUAAGCAAACUGCAAUAUGUACACAUUGCUGCACGGCUUUUACAAAUACCUCACACAAAAAGAUGAGUACUGUGUCGUCAUUCUGGGCCUGGACAAUGCGGGCAAAACGACCUAUUUGGAGGCGGCCAAAACGAAAUUCACCAAGAACUACAAGGGCCUAAAUCCAGCUAAAAUCACAACGACAGUGGGUCUCAACAUUGGCACCAUCGAUGUGCAGGGCGUGCGUCUGAAUUUCUGGGACCUGGGUGGCCAACAGGAGUUGCAGUCGCUGUGGGACAAAUACUACCAAGAGUCGCAUGGCGUUAUUUAUGUGAUAGACUCCAACGAUCGCGAACGCAUGGACGAGUCCAAAAUCAUUUUCGAUAAAAUGAUCAAAAAUGAGCUGCUGUCCGGCGUGCCGCUUCUGAUACUGGCCAACAAACAGGAUCUGCCUGAUGUGAUGGGCGUACGCGAAAUCAAGCCUGUAUUCCAACAGGCUGGUGCGCUAAUUGGACGCCGUGAUUGCCUUACGAUACCAGUCUCAGCGCUGACAGGCGAAGGCGUCGACGAGGGCAUCAAAUGGCUGGUGGAGGCGAUUAAGCGGCAUUCGUUAGUGCGUCCGCCGCGCGAAAACGAUUGAGCUGCAUGAAACGAGAAUGAAAUGCAACGAAUUAAUUCCAGAACAGAACACAGAACAGUGACAAACGUUGUACAAUAGCUUCUUGGCUUUAGGUAGACGAUAGCAUUAAGCAUGUAUCAAAUACAUAACACACAUUUUAAUCAAAGGAUAAUCAAA
Molecule: messenger RNA, 1056 nt
Organism: Drosophila montana
Lineage: Eukaryota; Metazoa; Arthropoda; Insecta; Diptera; Drosophilidae
Gene: Arfrp1
Product: ADP-ribosylation factor related protein 1
Exons: 3
Coding region: 298-900 (200 amino acids)
Biological process (GO): protein localization to Golgi apparatus; Golgi to plasma membrane protein transport; intracellular protein transport
Cellular component (GO): Golgi apparatus
Molecular function (GO): GTP binding; GTPase activity
Source: RefSeq, a predicted model, not a curated record